CACUUUGGUACUUUCUGGAUCUUCAUGAUAAGGUAGACACAACCUGUAAUUUCUUGCUAGUUUUCUUGUUCAUUUUUCUUUAUCAAAGGUAAAAUGUUCAGACCUGGGGUUAAUCUGGAGUCUGGGAAACAUACAUCAGAGCCAGGAGCUUAAAAAUGGGCCAGAAAUAGAGAAUGGAUGGAGGAAAUUCUAACAGAAGACGGACAGAAACUAAUUUGGGGUAGUGUAGACUUAGGUUGUGUGUUCUCCAACCAACGAUGGUGAAGAGGAGCUCCCCUCACUUUAUGGAGACCCUGCUGGUUUGGAAAGUUCAUUGUUCGACACCAUGGAUCUCCAGGUUUAGAUGUUUAUUUGGCUACUUGGCUACUGAUUAGAGAACACAAAAUGAAUAACUCAACAAACUCCUCUAACAAUGGCCUGGCUCUGACCAGUCCUUAUAAGACAUUUGAAGUGGUGUUUAUUGUCCUUGUGGCUGGAUCCCUCAGCUUGGUGACCAUUAUUGGGAACAUACUGGUCAUGGUCUCCAUUAAAGUCAACCGCCACCUCCAGACCGUCAACAAUUACUUUUUGUUCAGCUUGGCCUGUGCUGACCUCAUCAUCGGUGUUUUCUCCAUGAACUUGUAUACCCUCUACACUGUGAUUGGCUACUGGCCUUUGGGACCUGUGGUGUGUGACCUUUGGCUAGCCCUGGACUAUGUGGUCAGCAAUGCCUCCGUGAUGAAUCUGCUCAUUAUCAGCUUUGACAGGUACUUCUGUGUCACAAAACCGCUCACCUACCCUGUCAAGCGGACCACGAAAAUGGCAGGUAUGAUGAUUGCAGCUGCCUGGGUCCUGUCCUUCAUCCUCUGGGCUCCAGCGAUUCUCUUCUGGCAGUUCAUUGUGGGGGUGAGAACUGUGAAGGAUGGGGAAUGCUACAUCCAGUUUUUUUCCAACGCUGCUGUCACCUUCGGUACUGCCAUUGCAGCCUUCUACUUGCCAGUGAUCAUCAUGACCGUGUUAUACUGGCACAUAUCCCGAGCCAGUAAGAGCAGGAUAAAGAAGGACAAGAAGGAGCCUGCGGCCAACCAAGACCCAGUGUCUCCAAGUCUGAUCCAAGGACGGAUAGUGAAGCCAAACAACAACAACAUGCCUGGCAGUGAUGACGGCCUGGAACACAACAAAAUGCAGAAUGGCAAAGCCCCCAGAGAUGCUGUGACUGAAAACUGUGUCCAGGCGGAGGAGAAAGAAAGCUCCAAUGAUUCCACCUCCGUCAGUGCUGUCGCCUCUAACAUGAGAGAUGAUGAAAUCACCCAGGAUGAAAACACAGUUUCUACUUCCCUGGGCUAUUCCAAAGAUGAGAACUCUAAGCAAACAUGUAUCAAAAUUGUCACCAAGACCCAAAAGGGUGACUCGUGCGCCCCGAUUAAUACCACCGUGGAGCUGGUUGGUUCUUCAGGUCAGAAUGGAGAUGAAAAACAAAACACGGUCGCUCGAAAGAUCGUGAAGAUGACUAAGCAGCCUGCAAAGAAGAAGCCUCCUCCUUCCCGGGAAAAGAAAGUGACCAGGACAAUCUUGGCUAUUCUGUUGGCUUUCAUCAUCACUUGGGCCCCCUACAACGUCAUGGUGCUUAUCAACACCUUCUGUGCACCCUGCAUCCCCAACACAGUGUGGACAAUUGGUUACUGGCUUUGCUACAUCAACAGCACUAUCAACCCUGCCUGCUAUGCCCUUUGCAAUGCCACCUUCAAGAAGACCUUUAAACACCUUCUCAUGUGUCAUUACAAGAACAUAGGCGCAACGAGGAAUAAAUUGUGUGGAAGGAGCAUCAAGCCAAUAGAGUGUUUGGUUCCCUGUAAACAAAACAAUUGACUGGCUGAAUGUUUCACUUACUAACUUGCACUAUUAUGAUGUAGAUUCAGCUUUAGUGGAAUGAACUCUUUGGAUCCAAGGAUUGAGGAUUCCAGAUUCUGGUCUCUUGUAUGCAACAAUCCUACUCACUUUAAGUCAAAUUGCCUGUUACUCGCCAUUGUCAUCGCACCCUUCCCUUUGUUCCUUUUAUUUUUGGUCUUCGCCACCUGUUAUUGAAAGAGAGAGCAUCAAGGAUUAAAGAAAAGAACUGAAGAUAGACUGAAACAUCUUGGAAGUUUUGUCGACCGGAAUAAAAAAAAUGGAAAGAAUACUGAAAAUGGUAGAUGCUUAGACAGAUAUAGAGACUGUAUUCAAAGGUUUGCAUUAACUACUGCUGGAUUUGUCUAUUUCAGUGGCUUUCAACUGGGGAUCAAGCCAACUUUGCCCCCCUCACAGGGGACAUUUAAUAAUGUAAGGAGUCAUUUUUUGUUGUCACAACUUGGGGAAGGGCUAUUGGCAUCUAGUGGAUAGAGGCCAGGGAUGCCACUAAACAGCUUACACAGGAUAGCCCCAUCCACCUGCCCCGACUAAAAAUUAUGUGGCUCAAAAUGUCAAUAGUGCAGAAGUUGAGAAACCCUGGUCUGUUUCAAGGGAUUCUAGAGCUUGCUUUGUAUAAGUGGGAAAAUAAUCCUGUAUCACUAUUAGAAUAUCAAUGCAAAUUGCUCACCUGUUUGAAAAAGGUAAUGCUCACCAAUCGUGAUUCAGACACACUAUCAUCCACUGAGUCUGGUGUAUUUGUAGUUUAUACAUUGGGAACACAGGCCGCAUGUACAUAUCCAGAAUCAUCAGACCAGGCACAUAACACAUUGUUUCCAACAUCUUAGUGCCUGAUUAGGUUGCCACAGAAUCCAGUCAAUUGAGGUUUCAGUAGUUGGCCAUUAAAAUGGUUGCAUUGAUGUAGUCAGUUUCUAUUGGAGCUAACAUUUGUCCUUUCAAAAACAUUAAGAGCCUCUUUCAGAAGCAGUAUGAUUCAUCUCCUUUGUUUUCACUGGAAAGGUGAAUAUCUGUCAAGAAUUUCUUCUCGUAGCAAUAAUGUAAAUAUCACAGAGUGGUCUUAUAAGAAGAGGAGAUUAAAUAUGUGAAAAGGCCAGGUCAUUUCUUGGGGGA
Molecule: messenger RNA, 2994 nt
Organism: Myotis brandtii (Brandt's bat)
Lineage: Eukaryota; Metazoa; Chordata; Mammalia; Chiroptera; Vespertilionidae
Gene: CHRM2
Product: cholinergic receptor, muscarinic 2
Exons: 3
Coding region: 385-1848 (487 amino acids)
Biological process (GO): regulation of smooth muscle contraction; adenylate cyclase-inhibiting G protein-coupled acetylcholine receptor signaling pathway; G protein-coupled receptor signaling pathway, coupled to cyclic nucleotide second messenger
Cellular component (GO): synapse; dendrite; plasma membrane
Molecular function (GO): G protein-coupled serotonin receptor activity; G protein-coupled acetylcholine receptor activity
Source: RefSeq, a predicted model, not a curated record